Molecule: messenger RNA, 601 nt
Organism: Phragmites australis (common reed)
Lineage: Eukaryota; Viridiplantae; Streptophyta; Magnoliopsida; Poales; Poaceae
Product: glycine-rich protein 23-like
Exons: 1
Coding region: 53-388 (111 amino acids)
Source: RefSeq, a predicted model, not a curated record
UACACAAGGGUAGUUUAUUUACUAGACUGAUCAGGCUAGAAGUGACAUCGGCAUGGGAGGCAAAGGAGGCGGCGGCGGUGGUGGCAAGGGCGGCGGCGGCGGCGGCGGUGGGAAGGGUUGUGGAGGGGGUGGCAGGAGCGGUGGCGGCGGAGGUGGUGGUGGCAAGGGAGGUGGUUCCGCGGGAGCGGGCUCGGGGAAGUCAGGCGGAGGUGGCUACGCCGGGCAUGGAGGCGGCGGUGGCGGCGGUGCAGGGAAGUCAGGCUCUGGAGGCGGCGGAGGCGACGGGAUGAUGAAGGCACCGGGAGGCGAUGGCGGGUACAUCUCCCGCUCCGGCUUCGAGUCCAACCCGCAGGGCUACUUCCAGGGGCUCCAUGGAGGCAACAAGUAGCUAGUAGAGGCUUGGAGUCUGCUCGCUUCUGCUAGCUAGGCUGCUUGUUACUAGCUAAUCAGCUGGACUACCGUGUCCCUGGCUGCUAAAUAAUGUAAAGAGCUUCGUCCAAAGCAGCCUAGCCUACUACUUCGCCCGCUUGGAACUAUAUAUGUAUGGAUCGUGGAAUGUGAAUGCUUGUGGUAAUCUAAUGCUGCAAUGUGUUAGUUAAUC